This is a messenger RNA of Gigantopelta aegis, 3522 nucleotides long. RefSeq lists its product as uncharacterized. The coding region runs from base 339 to 2864 and encodes 841 amino acids. Gene Ontology annotation, molecular function: zinc ion binding; mRNA binding. The record is from RefSeq and is a predicted model, not a curated record. Lineage: Eukaryota; Metazoa; Mollusca; Gastropoda; Neomphalida; Peltospiridae. The transcript is spliced from 11 exons.
CGGUGCUGUGUUAUUGCACAACAGCAGCUGUUGUUCUUUCGGUGUUUUGUGCAAUACCUACACAAAAAUAGUAUAAAUACCCGACUGACAGUGACCGAGUUAGGUUUGAAGGGUAGACUUCCAUAGUUAGGGACAGGCCUAUUUGGCCAAGCUUUGCUUUAUUUCUCCGUUCCAUUUUACAUUUGUGAAGUGCUCUUACUUUUCAGUUUUCUUCUCACAAAAUCCCUUCCGACAGAAGUUCUUUAUCAACAACUACAAACUAUAUUAGUAUUUUGUGUUUACUGUUCAAUAUUCAGAAAAGUAGAUAUAGUAAGCCACAAUUUAGUACCCACUGGGUUAUGUUCAAAGAGUCCAACCAAAUUUGCAGAUUUUUUGGAAAAGGAAAACUUUGCAAGUACCGGGACAGCUGUCGAUUUCGACACGUAACUUUUGUUAAUUAUCCACACGAGUCCCAAAACCAAGAUGAAGGCAUAAAUAAUAACACAGCCGAGUUGGUGUGUGAGUCGAGUAAUUCUUUUUCAUCACUAGAAGACCAGAGAAGAUAUCAACAUGAGGUGUCAGCAGUAAGCGAUCUUGAUAAGUCUCCAGUCAAGGGAAUUUGCCGUUUUUAUUUACGAUUUGGCAGUUGUAGAUAUGGAAACAAUUGCCGAUAUCAGCAUGGAAAUGCAGAGAGACAUGUCAACCCUCAACCUUCAGAAUAUGUAUUUGAAGAUGAAAUUACAGGCACACAUCCCACCCACAGUCAUUAUGACUUGAAACCUGACCAGAACUUGCCUAAAUAUACUGAAUGUGGUGCAACACCAAAUGUGGCAAUCAACAGGAGCAAAUUAUGCAAAUUCUUUGCCAAACAUGGCAGCUGUAGAUAUGGUACAAGUUGUGUCUUUGAACAUGCGUUUCUGAAAAAUGCAUCGGAGAAAGGUGCAUACUCCCGUAUAGCCGAUAAUGGAACUCCAUUUGAACCAGCAAUCGAUAAUGAAACUGCAUUGGAACAAGCAGCUGAUGAUGGAAUUGCACAGGAACCAGCAGCGACCAUCGUUACCAAUUACCAAAUAUCUAACAGGUCGGCAUCAAAGAUGGAAAAUGAUUUGCGAAAGAAAAAGGAACGCAGGCUGUGCCCUUAUUUUAAAACUGGGGACUGCAGGUGGGGUCGAAGGUGCAGAUUCCGACAUCCCCGAGAUGUCAUGGAAGACAUGUCAGAUAAUUUCCAACACAACAUAUGUGAAGAGGUUGUGAACACACUCGACAACAUCAACAUAACUACUGAACAUGUGCCAACACCACGACUUACAAGGACAAAGCUUCCUGUCCGACCAUCUCAGACCCUAAGAAAGGAAGACGCAACUGAUGCUGCCAUUGAAAAGCUACGACAGACUGAGAUUGAACAGAUGAAGAAGCGAUUCACCAAAGACAAGUUCACCAUUCUUGAAGACCAGUCAUCUGAGUUUAAGAUGAAGUUCACCUUCUGUCCAAGUGAUCCUGAUUGGCCUUUUGUUGUGAAAAUGUUUGAUCUUCUCGUGACAAUUCCCAAGUCCUACCCAGAGCAGAUGUUCAACAUUGUCCUGCCAGAACAAGAUGUUCCUGAAACUGUUAGGAGAUACGUUGAGGUUUCGAUCACUGAAUGGUGUGAUGAGAGAAAAAGGUUACUGGAGAAACACGGCACAUUAGAAUUACACUUUCGUCCAUUCUUGCGAUGGUUAGACAAAAACCUUCAAGAAAUUGUCACUGAGGGGCUUAGGCAGCUAAGACGAGAGAUAGUUGCCAAAGAUGUUGGAUUUCAGUUUAUUCCUGCCAAAGAGUUGCAAGCCACGUACAAGACUAAAAACUACUCUGAUGACUCAAACGAUGAUGAUGAUGAUGAUGAUGAAGAUGAGACAGAUAAUCACUUUGCUGUUGAAGAGAACGAGGAGGAUGAUGUAGCUGCGAGAGCCGAUGCCGUGAAAGCAGCCGAUGGAUUGAUUGAUCCCGAGAAGAAGGGGACGGAAAUACAGCUACGCAAUCUCCAGCUGAACGACGUGUCGACUCUUCUGUUUUCCUCGAUCCGCGUCAUCAUCCAGUGCGGUCGGUGUAAACACAAGUCGGAGUUCAGCACCCCUGGUAACCGUGUGAACUCUGUGGCCUGUGCCAAGUGUAACGCCACUCAGAUCCUGGUGUUCAGGCCCUGCAUCGUGCACCAGUUCACUUCCAUCAUGGGCUACCUUGACCUUGAUAACUGCUCCGCAUUUGACCUUGUCCUUCAGGAGUCUGCCGCAGCUGUAGGAUGUCUGAAUUGUGACAAGGAAAACAAAAUAGAGGGUGUGUCGGUAGGCCAGGUGUUGGACACUUGGUGUCGAUUCUGUCAUCAGAAACUGAGGAUAGCCACAGAAUCUGUCCGCUUCACACAGUUACAGCCUUCCACUGUUGACACAGAUGAGAGCCGCACACACAAGGUGCAGGUGAAACGACUCAAGAAGUUCAAAGAUCCGGCCAUUCAAGAAGGCAAACCACUCCCUGAUCAGGGAACAUGCAAACACUACAAGAAGAGUUUCCGCUGGUUUCGGUUUCCAUGUUGCGGUAUGGUUUACCCAUGUGACUUGUGUCAUGAUGAGAACGAGUUUGAUCAUGAGAUGAAGUUGGCUAACAGAAUUAUCUGUGGAUACUGUUGCAAGGAGCAGUCAUAUUCCCCAGACCGGCCCUGCAUAUCGUGUGGACUGAUGACCACGAAGAUGAAGAGUUGCCACUGGGAGGGUGGAAUGGGAUGCCGUGAUAAGAUCAAGAUGAGCAAAAAUGACAGUCAGAAGUACAAAAGUAUGAACAAGACUGUCUCGAGACACUCACAGAAUGUAAAAGAUGGAAAUAAGAAGAAAACAAAACUUCGCCAUGCCUAAGCAAAUCCUUUUUUCCCCUUAUGUUGCAGUACUGAUUAAUUUUAUUAAUGUGGACACUAAUUAGUGGGGUUUUAAAAAAAAUUAAUUUAAUUUGGACAUAAAUUUAUUAAUGUGGGACCUUAAUUUAAUUUUUAAAAUUAUUUUAUUUUAUUUUUUUGUACAUUUACCAAUUAAUGUAUUAUAUUAUAACAUAUUGGCCAAAAGGGACUGGUGCUUAAAAUCUAACCUACCAACAUUCUUUGUUCCUCCUGUUUUAAGCCAUUGUUAUAUAAUUCUGACUACCCGAAUUUUCUCCGACUUAAACCAUGUAUUAAAAACCUGAUAAAACCGGAACCUGUCGGUUUCGAAACCGGAUUGAUUUUUUGCUAAUUAACCUGAACAAACCAGUGUAGUCUAAACGAAUGAAGGGUCCGCUUAACGAAAACAAUGCAGACCAGGGGUCUAAUUCACAACGGUCUCUUUAGGCUCUGCCAGACAACAAAGCAUCCUCUUUGCAAGUCUUUUAGCAUUGCACUGCAAGAUCGCAAAGUUGCGAGAGCUUUGUGAAUUAGGCCCCUGAAUUUUUGCUUUGCAGCAUCUAGUGUUUUGUCGCAGGUCACCUAUUUCUGCGGUCUUAGCCCAGCAUAGCAAUCAUCUGAGUAAUUAAUGCUCGAUUGUU